AUGCGGAUUGUCAAUUGGGUUUUUGCAGCCCUGACAGGCUUCUCCGCUAUCUCAGUGUCCCAGGCCUACUGGAUCGAUCCGGAAUCAUGUUCCAAAGUAGAAGGCAUCGAGAGCGCCAUAGAGAUGAUGAACACGGGAGAACAGCAGCUGGUGAACCCCAGUAAUGAGAUGAGAAGGCUUCUGGAAAAUCUGUUUGGCAAUCACUCCACGGUGCAUGUCGAGAAACAGAGACGAAAAAUCCAAGGUGCAAUUUCUACCGGCGGCUACGCAGGAUACUCAGGCGUCUUUUUCAAAACAAGAGUUGGAAUCAAAGACCGCAACACUGCCUUGACGAAGCCCGUACUGGAUUUUUACGACGUGAGGUUUUACUGCGACUCGCGACGCAUAAAGAAACAACUUAGCAGGACAAAAGGCAUCAGGUUAUUCAACACGCAUACCAAAGAACUUCUCGCCGAAAAUUACAUUUCCGAAUUGCUCGAAUGCUUAACAAAUCUUGCGUGGACUAUGUGUCCCUAUGACGAGACUGAAAACUGCGAAAUCACUUUCUGCCCGUGGUUCCUCGAGUACGGCAUGAAGAGAAAAUACAAGACGUUCAGCUCGUGGUGGAAAGACAAAUCCGCUGUAACUUGGGCCAAGCUUGCUACCUUACUCGAUAAAUGGAUUACAAAUCGCUAUUAUACGCCCAUUGAUCUUGUUUCUUUGUUUGACAAAGUAAUUCUUCAUGAGUUGAUGCAUACACGCGGCGCAGCAGGACCAGAUAAGUUCAUACCUGUAGAUGUAGGUGGUCGAGAUGGAUAUGGCUGGAAAAACGCAAAGAGAAUCGCGAAGAUGGUAACAGACCUCAGCACUGACCCAGAAACAUUGGGUCCGGAGAAAAAUGCAGACACCCUGGCUCUUUUCGGAUCUGCAGCAUUGAUGAUCCAAAAGGGAAUCGAGAUCUAUGAUAACGGGUCAUUUGUAGAACCUAAGGAGAUGAAUGAGCCGCGGUUUGAUGUUUGGUUCGACGAGCUUCUAGAGGAGCCAGAAUUUGGAUUCUGA
This is a messenger RNA of Aspergillus nidulans FGSC A4, 1038 nucleotides long. RefSeq lists its product as uncharacterized. Bases 1 to 1038 code for a protein of 345 amino acids. Lineage: Eukaryota; Fungi; Ascomycota; Eurotiomycetes; Eurotiales; Aspergillaceae. The transcript is spliced from 7 exons. The record is from RefSeq and is a predicted model, not a curated record. Gene Ontology annotation, molecular function: metallopeptidase activity.